AUGGACAGAAACACCGCGCGUCGCACGCCGCACGGCGAUGGGCCUCCGCAUCGCCCGAAAGCGUCGCCAACAACCUUCACAAUACCGUCGCCGCUCUGCCUCUGCAUUUGCGCAUGUUCCGCCGUGCAACUCGCGAGCGCGGUGGCGGGCGAGGCGGGCGCAAUGGAGCACGGCAUGUCGCUGUUCCGCGCGUGGACCGCCGCGUACGGCCUCGCGGACGACCCGCGCUCUGCGCUCCCCCCCUCCCCGCUCGCACUCCCCGCGAACGUUCCGCCAGCCCCGCACCUGGAGGACUGCGCGCAGGCGUCGUUCUACCGCUUCAUCGCGGAGGACCGGAGCGGAGGGGGAGGCGGAGGAGAAGGGGAGGGGGGUUUGCCGAAAUGGGCGGUGCAGCCCUCUUGCUGCCACUGCUCGCCACAGACACCCUGGUUUCCCCAUCCCAGGCUCUACUCACAGCGACACAGCCCUCCUGCCACAGCGCUGCUUGAUCCGAGCCGUGCCGCUCUGCACCGCGCUACACCGCACCUGUCAGCUCAUGCCUUUCCCUCCCAUCCCCCAUUCUCUGCGCUCCACUGUCUCCUCCAUCCUCCUUUCUUCCUCCCUUCGACUGCACUUCCCUCCGAUCCUCUCUCCGCCCCGUCUCUCCUCUGUGCUUUCCGCCCCACUCUCCUCGUGCCGUUCCUCCUCUGCUCGGAGCGCACCACCCCUCCCAUUGCCCUCAUGCCCCAUCCCGACCACACAGCACCACCCUCAUCACCUUCUGCCUGCCCCACCCUGCUGCCCCACCCUGCUGCCCCACCCUGCUGCCCCACCCUGCUGCCCCUCCCUGCCGUCCCUCCCUGCCGUCCCUCCCUGCGCGUCCCUCCCUGCGCGCCCCUCCCUGCGCGCCCCUGCCCCCUGGUGGCUGCAUGGUAUGUGCCCUCACCCCAUGGCAUGUGCCCUCACCCCAUGGCAUGUGCCCUCACCCCAUGGCAUGUGCCCUCACCCCAUGGCAUGUGCCCUCACCCCAUGGCAUGGCAGGUGCGCGGCUCAGAUGCUGACAGCCUGGCGCACACGAGGGAGGCACAAAGGGACAUCUGGACCAAUCAGAUGCCGCCACGUGCCUCUCCACCUGCCCUCAGGUGCCUCUCCACCUGCCCUCAGCUGCUCCUCUGUUGUGUUGACGUGUGUCUCAGCGCCACUCCAACUGCACGGAAUGGCAGCGCUGCUCGCCCUAGCCAUGCUGCACAACAGAACCCUCGUGCCGCUUCCAGGAACCUUCCAGCCAGCCAACAGCCAGGUGUGCAGAGGUGCGUGUUUGGCGGCGGGGCAGCGUUGACAGCACAGGCAGCACGUGCUGGUGGCCGCCAUGCAUGCGUCCAGUUCCAGGCAAUGGGCGGCAUGGGCAGCAAUGGCAGCGUGGGCGACUGGGGCUGCUUCUUCUUCCCCAUCGCCUCCCCUCACUGCUCUGCUGACAUCAGCGCUGCUAUGGCAACCAGUCGCAUGCCGCCAUGCCACCGCGACACCUCUCAGUUCGAGCAGCUGGCCACGUCAGCAGAUAGGGUGGUGUGUUUGGAUGCGUCUGACGUGGACCAAUCCAGCAGUGCUGCUCUCUCAUCGGUGGAGGCCCGAGUAACCAAAAUCUGGGGAGGGCGGCAUGUGGAGCAGCAGGCACAGAGGGAGUAUCUGGGGGAGGUGCCACCCACAGAUGAGUUCACACAACAGGUGCACUGGUGGCGGGCGCAGGCGGUGCGCUUCAUGCUGAGGUGGCCAUCAGCCCAUCUCUGCCACGUCAUCAACCAACAGAGGCACACCGCCUACGGCAUCCACGUGGCCAAUCACAUCUCUUCCCUCCCAGCCAUCUACGCCUCCAUCCUCCAAUCAGUAGCUGCCACCUCAGCAGGCCCAGCCGCCGCCCAGAACCUCUCCUUGUCAGCUGAAGCAUCAGAUCUUGCAACGCUAGAUCUGAUUCCGGGAUCAAAUCCCGACUCACAGCCAAGGGCGAGCAGCAUGGGGGCAGGACUGGAGGCGCGAGUGUGGGGAGCGAGGGGGUUCGACAGGUGCAGUGAGCUGUGCGGAGGGGUGGGGAUGGGCGAGUAUGGUCGAGUAGGAGGGGAACCCCUAUUUGUAGUGCGGCCCAUGGUGGGUGUGGUGAUGGGGGGGAGUGGGGGCAUGGGGGCUGGUGGUGGUGGAGGAGGGGAGGAAGGGAGAGGAGGAAGAAGCGUGGUGACGUCAUCAGGGAUGGGGGUGGGAGUGCAUGUGAUGGCAGCGAGUGUGCUGCGGCUGAGCGAUGUGGACGUGAGGCACAUGUGGGUCAGCUGGCAUGCUCAGCAGCAAGCACCACCUGCCCCUGCUGCCAACACUGCAGCACUGUCCCCUUCCCCUGCUGCUGAGAGCGCUGCAGCUGCAAUAGGGCCGGCUGCCCUUGCGGCCGGUGCAGGCAGCACAGUGGGUGGUGGUGAGAGUGGUGGGAGCGAGGGUGCUGGAGGAGGGAGUAUGGUCGGGGCAGUGGAGGCGGGGGGAGAUGGGUGGGGGGAAGGGGAGCGGAUGGCACGGCUGGUGGUGGUGGUGCAGUGCGAUGCGUUCGUGGGCAUGCAUGGGGAUGAGUGGGCUGAGCUUUUGGAUGAGAUGAGGUGCACUGGGGGUAGAAGACAGUCGCGGUUCGUGUUCAUUAAUGUUCCAUGA
This is a messenger RNA of Closterium sp. Naga37s-1, 2664 nucleotides long. The record is from the annotation of a GenBank genome assembly. NCBI's taxonomy places the organism in Eukaryota, Viridiplantae, Streptophyta, Zygnematophyceae, Desmidiales, Closteriaceae.